Molecule: messenger RNA, 6465 nt
Organism: Manis javanica (Malayan pangolin)
Lineage: Eukaryota; Metazoa; Chordata; Mammalia; Pholidota; Manidae
Gene: RNF223
Product: ring finger protein 223
Biological process (GO): protein ubiquitination
Molecular function (GO): ubiquitin protein ligase activity
Source: RefSeq, a predicted model, not a curated record
CUGUCUGUUUUUAAGUAGAAAUGCAUUUUGUAGAAAAGCCCCAGAGGCACUGUUUUCGUCCACUCCCACCUGACCUGCCCCCAUGUCUGGGCCUCAGGCACUGCUGUCCUCAACCACGCAGAGAUGGACACUGGCCCCAAGCGGCUGGGGAUCAAGACCGGGCCCCCACAGGGACACCUGUGCCAGGGCCACACCUACCUGGGACUGCUGCGUGCAUGACUGGCCUCCCCAGCCUGCAGAGGACCGUGGUGGCUGGCCUUCCCUUCUGGCUGCACUAGGCCCCCAGACACGUUUCUGGCUCAGCUGGCUGCAGACUGCUGGGUUCCUGUGGUGCUGCCAGCCCCACCCUACACACGUGCCCCGGUCAUGACUGAGGCCUUCAAAGUUCGGUCCACCUGGAGGGGCCGAGGCAGACCUGCAUGGUCACCCUCUUUGGCGCCGCGAGACCCAUCUUGAGUGUUUACAGUUUAAGAAUAUGAGCUCGUGCAUCAAAACUUGAACUAGAGACCGUCUAGCAGCCCAGAGGGCAUGCUGGCUUAAAAUCUGUCAAAUAAAUUAUUCAGGGCUUCCCCUCCUGCCCUCACCACUCUUGAGGUUCAUGUUUCUAAGUGAAGGAGCCCCACCCAGGCCUGGCCCCGCCUACCCCACUGCCAGAGCCACUACCCCAGCUGGGGACAGCACAGGGAGGCAUGGGGGCCCCUCCACGGGACCAGCACCCCCACCCUAACCCUGCGCCUCUCCUGGGCGGGUUCCAUCUUUCAGGUUGUGAUCACUGGAAGAGGGACCUUGUCCCAAGCUGUCUCAUGAAGGACAGCCCAGUGGCCCCCACCAGCCCCGACAGGAGCUGGGUUGGGAAAAGUGUGGGUGCCUCUUAGGGAGGCUUUCCUGUAGGGAGGGACAUGGAGGUUACCAGUGACUGUAGGCCCCCUCGCGGACAGGACACCCAUGGGUCUCGGCUCACAGACCACAGGAGGAAGUCACAAAUGGGCGGAGUACAGGCUGGGGUCACCGUGGGGAGGCAGGGGUUCCUCCCCAAGCCAGUGAGUGGAUGGCUCUUUGGAGGGGCUGGUGGGUAUGGGGACUCUGCUGACAGGUGGUGGGACUGCCCUGGGCUUCAUCCCUGGACACCCGUGCCAGAGCCGGCCAGGACUGAACGGCAGCAGGCGGCCCUGCCCUGGCUGCGGCUGUCCACUGCGGGCCUUAGAUGCCUACUCUCCUGUCCUUGGGAACGACAGGUCUGAGGUCUGUGGCCAGAGGGGCACCUGUGGGAGCCUCUGCUCUACCCUGGGCCCACACGCCAGAGCAGCCAGAGCACAGCAAGUCUCCCUGAGGCCCUGUCCUUUGUUCUGGAGAAUUCCUGCCCCACAGCUGACAGCCUUGAGGGGCAGUGAGGUUGCUGUGGGCUCAGGUCGGCCCUUGGUGCCCCCAGGGCCCAGCCAUGGUAGGGAAGCUGGCCCCCAGAGCCACCCCUUCUCUACUGUUGAAAACCCCUCAGGGCCCUUGGCCAUCCCUGGGUCCACCUGACUUUGAGCCAGUGUCUGCAGCUGUGGGGGGAAUGCCUAGCCAGGCUGACUCGGUGACUUCCUAGUGGCCAGUGCAGGGUGGGGGCCCCCCCUAGAAUGAGCCCCAGGGGACCGGCCCCCUCCCCAGUUUCUAUCCUGAGUGCCUCACCCAGCCCUUACCGAGACUCCAGGCCCCCAGACAGUGGGGGAUGGGGUCAGUGGACUCACCAGCCCAGUAACCCUGACAGGCAUCCAGGCUAGAAAGGGAUGGGGGAAGGUGGGUGCCUGAGGUCGGUUGGGAAGCCCAGCAGGGGUGGGGCAUCAGCAGUGGGGGCCCUGCGCAGCCCCCUCCCCAGUUUCUAUCCUGAGCGCCUCACCCAGCCCUUACCGAGACUCCAGGCACCCAAAAAAGACAUCAGCAGCUCAGGACAGAGCAGGCGGGUGGGGCACCUGACUCCGCAAUAUGUCAAUUGCCGGGGGCCCGCCCACAGCCCCCAUAUGCAGGUGAGCAUGGUGUGGGGUUUGGACAGCAGGCGCAGCCUUGGGUCACAGCUGGCAGCUGACUCCGCACUGGAAACACUGAGAACUCAGAGGUCAGCAAGAGUGAGAGCCCACUGCGGCCUGAGGUGAUGUGAGAGCAGAGUUCCUGCCCAGGGGCCUGGGAACCCCAGAAGGAGCUGGCCGUGGCGAGAUCGGGGAGGGGCAGGAAUGGCUGAGUCCACUGGUCAGCCUGGCAGGGCCGCCUGGUUCCCAGAGGGCAAUGCUAAGCCUUUCAGGAGCCCAGGGCCCAGAGCCGGAGGCUGUGGCCAGACCCGCAUGCGCACCGCACUCCAGAGCCCUUGCUUCUGGGUGGCCUCUGCGUCUGCCUCCCCAGCACUGGACGGUGGGGACACUAGUUCCUGCCCAUGUCAGAUGCACAGCCCUGACUGAUGUGCCCUGGCUGGCGUGGGGAGGGGGGCAGAGCAGUCAGCAGGUCCCCCGGCACUGGGCAAGCACCCAGGCCCCAAGUGAGCCCUGAAGGGGCCCCUGCCUGCCCCGGCCAGCCAUGCUUAGGACUCUGAGGUCGGUUCUGUCCCCAGACCUGGAGUGGGGGAGCACAUCCAGGGAGACUGGGGGGCUGCAGGCCUCUCUCCUCACCCGGCCAAGGAGAAUCCUGUCCAGCCCAGAACUCCCAACAUCCAAGAGCCACACCUGGACAGGGGUGGUCCCUGAGGGCCACGGGCUCUCCUCGGUCCAGGGAGUCCCCAGACUGUGGGGUCACAUGGUGGCAGCCCCGAUCCCCAACGGGUGUGCCUGCCUGCACUCAGCCUGGCCAGCCCACUGGCGUGUGCACUCCCAUAGAAGACACGUGUGACCACGGCUUCAUGUGCCAUCUGCCCGUCUGCCAGGAUGGGCAGUGACCCAGUGUGUGGCUACCAGGUGGGCCAGCCAGGUCCUGAGCUGCCCUACCUCCUGCACAGCAAGGCCAGGGCACCGGCACAGAUGGCACAUUCCUCAGGCUGCUGGUCUCUGGGUACUGACUGUGUCUGAGGAACUCGAGUGACUUCAGAGCCGGGAUAUUCCCAGGAGCCCUUGGGAGGCCAGCCAGGUCCCGAGCGGGAACCAAGACACUUCCUGGAGGUAGCAUGUGACCUGAGUCACAACCCCUAUGGGAACCAGAGCCCCAGCUGGGCCCUGCCACGCAGUAACUCCCCACACUGAGUCCCAGCCCUCACCCCGGAUCCGCACUCCUCUCUGGGCCCCCUCUCCAGGCACCCCCUUCCCUGUCCCCGCCCCCUUCCUGUGUCUCCCUCCCCUGUCUCCACCCAAAGACCCUCACUGAGAUGAUACCUGGUUAUGGGGCCGACUCUGGAGCCCAGCCCCCUCCUCAGCCCAAGUCCUCCUUCUCCUCUGGCAGGGAUGGGGCAGCCCCCACCCACAGUCACCCCAUCUCAGUUUCCAUGAGAGUCUCAGCCCCCCUCUGCCCCAGCCUCCACCUAGCUACCCUUCCCCAUCCUGUGGCCCAGCCUCCUAAGGCUUGGGACUUCCUCCUGACCUCUGACCUCUGUUGGCUCUUGUGCUUCUAGUGCUGUUGGAGCUGGGCAGCCUCUGGGGGUCCUAGGCCACCUGCUGAGGUGGUCAGUGGGCAACUGCCAGGUGUGGGCAUAGCCCGAGGUGUCUAUGGGGUGAGGGGGCUAACCCCCAACCCGGUGGACCCACUCCCCCAGCCUCACCAAGCCCAACACCCACUGCCACAGGCUUGGAAUUGGGGGUCCAUCUCACGCCCUGGGCCCAGCCCAGCAGCAGGGGCCCCGUCUGAGUGGCACCGAGGUGCACUGUGUGUGCUGGUCAUAGCCAGGGGCAGAGAAGCUUGGGAGCAGGAGAGCCAGCCAUGCCCCUGGGGGCCAGGAGGGCAAGUGUGAGGCAGGAGUGUGGCUGGGACAUCUCAGGCACAGGGUGGCUCGUUCCCAGCCCAACCCCCAGGCUCUUGCCAGCUGCAAGCCAGGCAUUCACACGGGCUGACCCUUUGGUUGGCUAGGACCCCCCACUGGCUGGCUAAAACUGCUCCCUUCUAACCCAGGAAGAUUCCUGGACCUCCCAGCUGGGUCAGGGGCUUCCUUGGACUUCGGGAUCUCUGCUUCUCCAUGUGUGACCAUGGCUGCCCCAGGAGGAGACACUCACCUGAAACAAGUCCUGUGGCCAGCCUGGCCCCUGACUCGGCCUCGCCCCCGACGCCACACCCAGGGGUGCUUCCUGAUUCCUCCCCAGAGCUCACUCCCAGCGCUUGCAGGCUGCAAGAGGGGUGGGCUGGGGCAGCAGCAGCACAAAUCUGGGAAGCCGUGCAUGUGUGUGCAUGUGCGUGCUGAGUGGGUGCAUGGGUGGGGAAGGGGGCAGGAACCAGGGGCUGCGGUCAGAGCACAGAGGCUGAGCUUGGGGGGCUCCUCAGAGGGUCCCUUUCUAGGAGGCCCACCCAGGAGCUCAGGUGUCACCAGGGCCUUGAACAGGGUCAAGGAGCAGCAGAUCUGUCUCCAGAGGGGCUUCUCCAGCAUCACAAGGGCCAUGGAAAGGUUGUAUCCAGGCAUCCAGCUCCCUCCAGACUUGUGCAGGCUGUGGAUGCCUACAAUGCCCCGCAGCCUCACCCCAGGCUCUGACCUUUCACCUCUGACUCCCCACCCUCUGCUUCCCAGCCCGCCAGGGAGAGGAUGGGAGGCCAACCAAUCCCAGAGGCCCCUGGCCCCACCCCUGGCCAGCAUGACCUGGAAUGUAUAAAUACACCUGCCAGGAGCACACGCCCAGAGAACUAACACCUGCUCCGCACAGAGAGCCACGCCUGGAAGAGCACACGCAUCCCCCUGCACCCCACCUGCUUGGACAGAGCAGAGGGCACACCUGCCAGACUAGUGCCACUGGGACAGCUGCUGGCAGCCAGCUCCACAGAGGGACACCUGCCAGGUAGAGCACAGGCCUACCCAGUUCCAGGGGGCUGGACAGGAGAGCUCGGAGCCUGGCUGUGGCCAACCAAGAAGCUCAUGCCCAGGCCCUACUGACCUGCACCCGCCAGGGGGCCAGUGGCCUUUCCAGGGUCUCUGGGGCUGGUUCCAGGCAAAAGAAAGGGAUAGUGCGUGGAUCCGGAAAGGACAGGCUGCGGUCACUCACAGUGGCCUGUCGUCCCACAGCUCAGCACCAUGCCAUCCAGCCAGCAGGUAUGGCACACGGCCAUGCCACCCCCUAGCCGGAGCAGCCCAACAGCCAUGGGGCCCAGGUCCCCCAGCUCAGCCAGCAGCCCCAGGUCCCCUGGGACCCCCAGCACCCCAGGGUCCGAGAAGGUGGCCUCCCCUCUAGAGUGCUCCAUCUGCUUCUCGGGCUAUGACAACAUCUUCAAGACGCCCAAGGAGCUCUCCUGCAGCCACGUCUUCUGCCUGGAGUGCCUGGCGCGGUUGGCAGCUGCCCAGCCGACAGGCCAGCCUGGUGGCGAUGCUGUGCCCUGCCCGUUCUGCCGGCAACCCACAGCUGUACCUGCUGCCGGGGCCCCUGCACUGCGCACCAGCCGCCAGCUGCAGGCCAAGCUGCCAGGGCACCUGCGACAGGAGGAGCCCGUGUGGCUGGAGGGCACGAGACUGUGCUACCGCCCCUCGCCCUCGGCCAGCGGCCUCCCAACACCUGGCUUUGUGAGUGUGGAUGUGGGUCUGAGCAAGCCCACUCAACCCACUGUGCCCACAGCUGCCCCGGGACCUGCCCAUCAUCGGGGCCGCCUGGUCCGCUGCUGGGCCCGCUGUGGGGACUGGAGGCGCAUGGCGCUCAUCACAGCCCUCCUGCUUGUGCUGUUCUGCGUGGUGCUCUGGCCGGUGCAGUGUGCCCUCAAGACCGGGACCCUGCGCUGCCUCCCCCGGGCCCCCACCACUGUCACCACCACCACCACCACCACCUCUCUUGGGCCCCUGGCCGACAACUAGGGUCGGCCACCCCACCACAGCUCCACGUGUGAGUCUUUGGCCCACACUGGGGUCACGGGAGUGCAGCAGCUGUUGGGAGUUGCUCUCCCAAUCCCCAGAGGAGCCCCAACAUCUCUGAGAACCCCAUACCCUAUUCAGCUCACCUGCCCCCAACUCUGUGGGGCUGGGUUCUGGUGGGUUGGUCAGAAUGGUCCCCAAAGCCUCCAAGAAUCACAGGCUCCUAUGGGCUCCAGAGACUACCCCCUAACUCCCAUCACACAGGUGGGGAAAACGGGUCCCAGGAGAGGCUGCCGGGUAGGCUCCUCCCUGUAUACGCAGUGAAUGGCCCCUUGCUGAGGAGGGAGGGGCUCGCCGAGCUUAUUUUCACAUUUCACCCACUACUCCUUCCCAGACUCCUCCCCGAGGGGGGGGCAUGCUAAAACCCCUCCAACCAGGGGGACCCACAGAAGACAGUGGCAGGGAGCCCAGCCCCCCAGAGUCCAUCCCACCCUCCUGAAUUGCACAUUUUUUAAUAAAUUAUUUUGUAUCCA